Molecule: messenger RNA, 1232 nt
Organism: Rhineura floridana
Lineage: Eukaryota; Metazoa; Chordata; Lepidosauria; Squamata; Rhineuridae
Gene: COMMD6
Product: COMM domain containing 6
Exons: 7
Coding region: 94-720 (208 amino acids)
Molecular function (GO): NF-kappaB binding
Source: RefSeq, a predicted model, not a curated record
CAAAAAUAACCAAUCAGAGCACAGUUUUUCGCUUGCUCAUAUACCCCGGCAGUGUGAUGGGAGACCAGCUAGAGGGCGUGUCUUUUUCUGUCAAUGGCUGCAGGAGCUGCCGCGAUGGUGUUCGGGAGGCCGCUCGAACCUUGGGAUUUUGGCACCACAACAGACAUAAUUAAAACAAUACCACAGGAUUUGUUUGCAGAGCUAUGUGAACAAAUUAUUCAGUAUCUCCAAUGUCAGAUCCCAGCUGUAAAUACAGUGGAACUAUGUCAGAGAUUUCAAGCAGCUGGGAUUGAAAUAGUCACUAGUGACCUGGCAAAGGUAGUUAAUGCCAUUUCCUUUGUAUUCAGCACAGCAUCAAAUAAUAAACUCUCGUCAGAAGAACUCUCCACCAGACUAGGCAAUGCAGUUGGUGCUCUGCCAAAGCAAGCUGUACAGGUUAUUCGGCACAUAUGGAACGAGCAGGGACGAUCCAUCACAGUGUCAGAAGAUGCUAAAAAUGUAGCAGCUGUUGGACAGCUUAUUGAUUUUCAGUGGAAGCUGGGGAUGGCAGUGAGCUCUGACAGUUGUAAAUCUUUGAAGUCUCCUUAUGUUACAAUUACAAUAAAAGUGGCAGAUGCUUCAGGGCACAUCACAAGCAAAACAUUUGAAAUGACAGUUCCACAAUUUCAGAAUUUCUUCAAUCAGUUCAAGGAAAUGGCAGCUGUUUUUGAGACAGUGUGAACAGCACCUGGGCAGGUUAUUUGAACCAAAUGCACUGUCCCCUUUUGCCGAUAGAACUUAAAUGUUUUUUUAUUAAGGAAAGGUAUGUGAAUUUAUCACCAUCUCAAUUUCCUACGUAACUUUGCCUAUCUCAUAGAUAGUUCUUGUUUGAAAGAACAUCUGAAAGUCCACGACCUGUGCAAAAUGCCAUCUUCAUAUUGCCUGAAAUUCUGCACCAGUGUAGAAGGAUGUGCUGCUUUAAGAGCAAAAGUAGCGGGCAUGGAAUUUUCACCAUACAGAAGAAUCCAGAGAGGUGGACUGCACAGGUGAUCUUGUCUGAGGGUUGUUAGGACAUAAUUAUAAAGCUUAUGCUUUCUAUCAAAUAUUAGCACUGUCUCUGUAUAUGAUUAAAUAACUGAGUGCCUAAUACAUUAUUAAUAUGUUACCAAUGAAAAGUGGCGUGUUACAGAUUUUGGAAACCAAAAAUUCAAUUGUUUUCUAUUAAAUCUAAUAAAAUGCUGGGGAAAUAGUUA